AUGAAAGGAAGAACUACAGCAGUUAGCCAAGAUUUUCCAGAAAAUCUUAUAAGUCCAUUUAUAUUAACUCUCCCCCUAUUUUUCAGGUAAAAAACAAACCUCUAUGAGCAGAUAAAAAAUUUUUUAAUAUAAAAAUGUUUUAUGAAAAAAUAUUUUGAUAUAUAAGUGAUAAUUAUUAUAGCGAUAUCUCUAACCAUUCGAUUAAAUUUUAAACAGCUUGCAUUUUAAAACAUAAAAUUCGCAAAUUAAAUUAAUAUUGGCUUUCCAAAUUUUUGCGAAUUGGGAUUUUUUUAAAUUUGAUAAAAAAAUACUACUAUAAAAUUUAUAUAUAAAUUUUAAAAAAAAAAUUAACCCCCCUCCCGCAAGCAUAUAAAUUUCAGAGGGGAGUAAGACUGAAAAGACCUGAGACAAGACCAAGCAAGCAGUUCAAUCCAGAAUUAAAAUUAGGUGUCUCAUCGGAAAGUCCUGUAUCAUUUCAUUUAUCUAAUGUCCCAGUUCUCACUCGAGAAAUGAAAAUUCAGUAUACAGACAGAAAAUCCACAUCUCCAGACCGAUUUAUCCCAACCCAAAAACAAUAUAAAAUUAUUGAUAAAAGAAAAUUUACAUACCAAAAUUAUUUAUUUCAUGGAAAAUGCGACCCUGAUAAAGAUUCUAUAAGUCCCAGCAAAAGCCUAGACUUAGAUUAUGCAGAAAUGCCUCAAAAAACUUCAGGCUAUAAUAGAUAUUGAAAAAGAAGGUAUGAUUCUCCAGAAGGGUUUAAAAAAUACCAAGGAAUGUUUUCAUGAAACAUCAACCAUAAGAAAAACAACUACAGGUUCGAAAUAAAUCAUAUAAAAAAUCUAAAAGAAAAAAUCCAAUUAUCUUCAAGAAGGACAAGCAGGGUCAACACACCAGAAAAACCAGCAAGACCUAUAAGCUGUGAUGUCACGUUUAGGCGAUAUCAUAAAGAAAGAGCCUGCAAAAGCAGCAGAGAAAGUAUUGAUAUAACUCUCCAAAUAAAUUCAGAGCUAGAAAGCUUUGAAAAAAGAAUUGAAACACUGAAACCCAAUACCAGAAAAAUUUAUGAAAUUUAA
Messenger RNA from Blepharisma stoltei, 1073 nucleotides. Lineage: Eukaryota; Ciliophora; Heterotrichea; Heterotrichida; Blepharismidae. The record is from the annotation of a GenBank genome assembly.